Messenger RNA from Malania oleifera, 1198 nucleotides. Its product is annotated as probable protein phosphatase 2C 58. The coding region runs from base 21 to 1013 and encodes 330 amino acids. Lineage: Eukaryota; Viridiplantae; Streptophyta; Magnoliopsida; Santalales; Ximeniaceae. Gene Ontology annotation, biological process: protein dephosphorylation. Gene Ontology annotation, cellular component: nucleus; cytosol. Gene Ontology annotation, molecular function: protein serine/threonine phosphatase activity. The transcript is spliced from 5 exons. The record is from RefSeq and is a predicted model, not a curated record.
UAAAGUCACCCGCAGGUCACAUGUCCCAACCUCAGAGUCAAACCCCCAUCAUAUUCAAUUAUUCACAUCAUCUGCCCCCUCCCUUCUCCACUCUCCAGUCGUCUUCUCCAAAGGUCUCUCUCUCUCUCUCCAAGUCUACUCUUUACAUUACGGAGCCAGCCAUGAAUGGAAGAGAAAUUCUCCACAAGAUGAAGGUCAAGGCUGGGUUGAGCUCAUCUGCACCAGAUACAGGGAAAGGUAAAAGCAAAAUGUCGAAGCAUAUCACACAUGGUUAUCACUUGGUGGAGGGAAAAACGAACCAUGCUAUGGAAGAUUGCUUAGUUUCUGAAUUCAAGAAAGUAGAUGACAAUGAGUUGGGUUUAUUCGCAAUAUUUGAUGGCCAUAUGGGUCAUGAUGUUGCGAAGUACUUGCAAACUCAUUUGUUUGAGAAUAUUCUAAAACAGGGUGAGUUCUGGACUGAUACCAAGCAUGCAAUAAAGAGAGCAUAUCAUAAAACUGAUACUGAUAUAUUGGACCAAGCUGUCUUUUUGGGAAGAGGAGGGUCAACUGCUGUAACGGCCAUACUAAUCAAUGGUCAGAAGCUGGUAGUAGCAAAUGUGGGAGAUUCUCGAGCUGUUAUAUCCAAGAAUGGUGUAGCUAGACAGCUAUCUGUCGAUCAUGAGCCAAGCAAAGAGAGACAGAACAUUGAAAGCAGGGGUGGUUUCGUGUCAAACAUUCCAGGGGAUGUUCCCCGCGUUGAUGGGCAGCUGGCAGUGGCUAGGGCAUUUGGAGAUAAGAGCUUGAAGAUGCACCUUAGCUCAGAACCUGAUAUUACAGAGGCAAUGAUUGAUGAUGAUACAGAUUUCGUCAUUAUGGCAAGUGAUGGGUUGUGGAAGGUGAUGUCAAACCAAGAAGCAGUGGACUCUAUCAAGCACAUAAAGCAUGCUCAGUCAGCAGCAAAACAUUUGACGGAGGCAGCUGUUACUAGGAAAAGCAAAGAUGACAUUUCCUGCAUAGUUAUAAGGUUUCAAUGAUCUCUUUCUCAGCAAAAAAAAAAAAAAAAAAAAUGGUUUUUGUUUUUUCGUUUUAUAAUAUAUAUACUAUUAUAUAGAACACUUUAAAUUGUAGCAAUCUAUUUGUGUGUGUACAUUGCAUGUAUUGGCUUGUGCAACAAUAUUGUACAAUUUGAUUAAUAAAGAAGUAUCACUUUUUAAGGGUA